Messenger RNA from Nomia melanderi (Alkali bee), 1301 nucleotides. Its product is annotated as luciferin sulfotransferase. Lineage: Eukaryota; Metazoa; Arthropoda; Insecta; Hymenoptera; Halictidae. The record is from RefSeq and is a predicted model, not a curated record. Gene Ontology annotation, molecular function: sulfotransferase activity.
UCAGCCAAAUCAGUUCUCGAGUCGCUCGGAAAUUUAAAUCCUCGAAGGAUGGCUCUUCAGAUGGAAGAUGAUGCAGAUUUGGAGCAGAUUCUCAGAGAAAAAUUCACGAGUGAAUUUCGCAAAGGCUACGUCACUGUGGAUGGCGUCUGUUUGCCACAGAGAUACGAGGAAUUCGCGAAAGCGAUUGAGGAUUUUGAAGUCAAGGACGACGACGUGUGGGUCUGCAGCUUCCCUAAAACUGGUACAACGUGGACCCAAGAAAUGAUCUGGUGCAUCGCGAACAAUUUGGAUUUCGAAGCAGCGAGAGUCCUCUUGCCGGAAAGAUUUCCAUUUCUGGAGCAUUCGAUUCUCUUCGAUUACACGACGAUCAUACCUCGUCAUCCGGAAAUAAAGCUUCACGAGCUGGUCUCCGACAGCGUGAAUUACGUGAAGACUCGGAGCAGUCCGCGUUUCAUCAAAACCCAUCUGCCAUUCCGCUUGCUACCGCGACAGCUACGGACAGGCGAGAAGAAGCCGAGGAUUGUCUACGUCGCUAGAAACCCAAAAGACACCUGUGUCUCUUAUUAUCAUCACUGCAGAUUGCUGGAGGGCUAUCGCGGGGACUUCAAUAGCUUCUGUCGUCUUUUCCUGGGCAUGAAAGUGUGCUUUGCGCCAUUCUGGGACCAUAUCCUUGGUUUUUGGAACAGGAGAACUGAUUCCAAUGUAUUAUUCUUAAAGUACGAGGACAUGAAAUCUGACUUGCCAUCGGUGAUUCAUCGUUCCGCCAAGUUUUUGAACGUGACUCUGUCGGAUGAUCAAGUGAAAGCGCUGAUGGAGCAUCUCAGUUUUGCUAAUAUGAAGUCGAAUCCCUCGGUGAACUACGAGGAAGCGGUCGAGAUGAAUCGCAAGCUGAAAUUGAUCGACGUCGAUGGCGACUUUAUCCGAAGUGGCAGAGUGAAUCAGUGGCAGGGAGAAAUGGCUGAGAGUGUGAUCGAAGAGUUUGAUCAACAAACGACGGAACAACUGUCAUCGCAGAAUCUCUUCUUUUAAAUGAAAGAAUAAUCUUUCGUACCACAGUAAUUGUUUAAUAAUUCCAUUGUAAAGUCUUCGAUUCCAGCUCGACGCUACGAAGAAUUCUAGGCAUACUGGUUCUACAGAGUUCCGGGAUCGAAGCUUUGGUUUUGGGAGUGACGACAGAUUUAUCGCUACCCCUUUCCAUCAAAACGACUGCCGUGUCCCUUUUCCUUGAUAAAAUGGCUAGCUGAAGAGCCGUGAGACCUGCAUUGUCCUUCGUAUCUACUUCAGCACCGCGGUCCAACAAA